Messenger RNA from Thunnus maccoyii (southern bluefin tuna), 8910 nucleotides. RefSeq names its product ubiquitin specific peptidase 32 (gene usp32). The record is from RefSeq and is a predicted model, not a curated record. The transcript is spliced from 34 exons. Gene Ontology annotation, biological process: protein deubiquitination. Gene Ontology annotation, molecular function: cysteine-type deubiquitinase activity; calcium ion binding. Bases 196 to 4980 code for a protein of 1594 amino acids. Lineage: Eukaryota; Metazoa; Chordata; Actinopteri; Scombriformes; Scombridae. Gene Ontology annotation, cellular component: Golgi apparatus.
AGUCAGAUCAUGUGACAGACUGGAGGCGUCGCUGAACACAUUCACCCGUUCACCACAUACACACACACACAUACACACACGCACACACACACACACACAUACUACACCGUUUCACAACAAACGGAUAAGGCGACACGUCCGAAGAACUCCGGUCUUAACGUUUAUUUCCUCAUAUCACAAUGAAAUGAGGGGAGCAUGGGGGCCAAAGAGUCGAGGAUAGGAUUCCUGUCGUAUGACGAGGCCGUCAAGAGAGUCACCGAUGUGGAAUUGAAGCGGCUGAAGGAUGCCUUCAAGAGAACCAGCGGCCUCUCCUAUUACAUGACCCAGCAGUGCUUCUACAGGGAAGUGCUGGGAGAUGGAGUUCCCCCUAAAGUUGCUGAGGUGAUCUACACCUCAUUUGGAGGCUCAUCCAAAGGGCUGCACUUCAACAAUCUGAUCGUGGGUCUGGUGCUUCUGACCCGAGGACGCGAUGAAGAGAAGGCCAAGUACCUCUUCAGCCUGUUUGCCAGCGAUCUGGGCGGAUAUGCUGCUAGGGAAGAUAUAGAAGCAGUUCUGCAGGUCCUGGAUGGAGAAGUCCCGGCCUCCCUCAGGAAGUGCUUCAGCGAGGUUGACAAGGUGAACUAUGAGCGCUUCAGGAACUGGCUCCUGCAGAACAAGGAGGCCUUCACUUUGUCCAGAUGGCUGCUGUCUGGAGGAGUGUGCGUCACGCUGACCGAUGACAGCGACACACCCACCUUUUACCAGACCCUGGCUGGCGUCACACACUUGGAGGAGUCUGACAUUAUAGACUUGGAGAAGCGCUACUGGCUGUUGAAAGCUCAAUCCAGAACUGGCCGCUUUGACUUGGAAACUUUCGUCCCUCUGGUCUCUCCUCCCAUCCACGCCUCACUGAAUGAAGGCUUGUUUCAUGCCUUCGAUGAGAAUCGGGACAAUCACAUCGACUUUAAAGAGAUCUCUUGUGGGCUCUCUGCGUGCUGCAGGGGGCCUGUCGCUGAAAGGCAGAAAUUUUGCUUCAAAGUGUUUGAUGUGGACCGCGACGGGAUCCUGUCGCGAGAUGAACUCCAUGAAAUGGUGGUGGCCUUGCUGGAGGUGUGGAAGGAUAAUCGCACAGACACACUCCCUGAGCUGCACAGUAGUGUGUCAGACAUAGUAGAGGGCAUCCUGAAGAUGCACGACACGACCAAGCUGGGGCACCUGACUCUGGAGGACUACCAGAUCUGGAGUGUGAAGAGCGCUUUGGCCAAUGAGUUCCUCAACCUGCUUUUCCAGGUUUGCCACAUAGUUCUCGGGCUCAGGCCUGCUACUCCUGAAGAGGAGGGACAGAUCAUCAGGGGUUGGUUAGAGAGGGAGAGCAGACAUGGGCUGCAGCAAGGCCAGAACUGGUUCCUCAUCUCGAUGGUGUGGUGGCAGCAGUGGAAGGACUACGUUAAAUAUGGCACUCCCUGCUGUUGUCUCCCUGUCCAGGAGCAUAAGGGCAUCGUGGUGGAGCAGCCGUCCAUCCUGAGCUCUCUGCGAACUCCGAUGGCCACAGCCACCAUAGAGCCCGCCCCUCCGGACAGACUGGUAGGACUGGGAGCCGUCAGCCCGGUCAGCCCCACAGAGGAGAGGUCACCUGAUGCUGUAUCCAGCGCCUCAGAGGCUACAGAGACCGCCCUGAGCCCACAGGUAGCUCCCUCCGCAACAGAGAGCUGUUUUGCCCGUCAGCACAACGUAUCGGACAAUAACAAUCAGUGUUUUUCUGGAGCCAACGGCCACCUCCCCUCCCAGCUGGCAGCACAAAGACCUGGAGCCAUCGACAACCAGGCUCUGGUCAACACCGACCCCAUGAAGGCCCCUACGUUAACCAUGGAGGGUGGAAGGCUGAAGCGAUCCCUGCAGCUGAUGCCUGGUCGAGACUUUGAGACGGUGCCAGAGCCAGUGUGGCGGGCACUCUACCACUGGUAUGGUGCCAACCUCAGCCUGCCACGACCGGUAAUCUUGGAAAGCAAGACAGGCCAAGCAGAGCUGGAGCUCUUCCCUCGCUACCUCCUCUUCCUCCGCCAGCAGCCGGCCACACGCUCCCCCCAGUCCAACAUCUGGGUCAAUAUGGCAGGUAAUGUGCCAUCCCCAAACGCUCCCCUGAAGCGAGUGUUGGCCUACACAGGCUGCUUCAGUCGCAUGGGCACCAUCAAGGACAUCCACCUCUACCUGUCCCAGAGGCUCCGCAUCAAGGAGGAGGACAUGAGACUCUGGCUCUACAACAGUGAGAAUUACCUCACCCUCCUGGACGAUGAAGAUCACACUCUGGAAAGUCUGAAGAUCCACGAUGAGCAGCAGCUGGUUAUUGAGGUCAGGAACAAAGACAUGAGCUGGCCUGAGGAAAUGUCAUUCAUUGCCAACAGUAGUAAGAUGGACAGGCACAAAGUUCCCACAGAGAAAGGAGCCACUGGCCUCAGUAACCUUGGCAACACCUGCUUCAUGAACUCCAGUAUCCAGUGUGUGAGCAACACCAAGCCUCUCACAGACUACUUCAUCUCAGGAAGACACCUCUAUGAGCUCAACAGAACCAACCCCAUCGGGAUGCGAGGUCACAUGGCCAAGUGUUAUGGUGACCUGGUGAUGGAACUGUGGAGCGGGACACAGAAGAACGUGGCUCCACUCAAACUCAGGUGGACAAUAGCGAAGUACGCCCCUCGCUUCAAUGGUUUCCAGCAGCAGGACUCCCAGGAGCUGCUAGCCUUCCUGCUGGACGGCCUCCAUGAAGAUCUGAAUCGAGUCCAUGAGAAGCCCUACGUGGAACUGAAGGACAGCGAUGGCCGGCCCGACUGGGAGGUGGCCUCUGAGGCGUGGGAGAACCACCUGCGUAGGAACCGCUCCAUCGUGGUGGAUCUGUUCCACGGUCAGCUCAAGUCCCAGGUGAAGUGCAAGACCUGCGGCCACAUCAGCGCUCGCUUUGACCCCUUCAACUUCCUGUCUCUGCCUCUACCCAUGGACAGCUCCAUGCACCUGGAGAUCACUGUCAUUAAACUGGAUGGUUCCACACCGGUGCGCUACGGCCUGAGGUUAAAUAUGGAUGAGAAGUACACAGGGCUGAAGAAACAGCUGAGUGAACUGUGCAGCCUGAAGCCCGAGCAGAUCCUCCUGGCUGAGGUCCAUACCUCCAACAUCAAGAACUUUCCUCAGGACAACCAGAAGGUCCGUCUGUCUGUCAACGGCUUCCUGUGCGCUUUUGAGAUCCCGGUGCCAGGUUCACCAACAUCACUGAGCUCGCCCAUACAGACAGACAUCACUCCAAUAGCCAAUGGGUCAGCUGCUAAUGGACACCUGGGCAAUAAGCCCGUCCUCAUCCCCAACGGUGGGCCCAGCACCAUGGUGCCCUGCAGCCCAGAGACGCCCCUGGCUAACGGAGUCGCCAACGGUCACAUCACACCAGUGCAGGAGAGCCCCUUCAUAGGAUACAUCAUCGCCAUGCACAGGAAGAUGAUGCGUACGGAGCUGUACUUUCUGUCAUCUCAGAAGAACCGACCCAGUCUGUUUGGCAUGCCGCUUAUUGUUCCCUGCACUGUCCACACCAGUAAGAAAGACCUGUACGACGCCGUCUGGAUCCAAGUGUCCCGACUUGCGAGCCCACUGCCCCCACAGGAAGCCAGCAACCACGCCCAGGACUGUGAUGACAGUAUGGGCUACCAGUACCCCUUCACUCUACGGGUUGUGGGUAAGGAUGGCAACUCAUGUGCCUGGUGUCCUUGGUACAGGUUCUGUAGAGGCUGUACAGUAGAGUGUACAGAGGACAGAGCCUCUGUAGGAAAUGCUUAUAUAGCUGUGGACUGGGAUCCCACCGCCCUGCACCUCCGCUACCAGACCUCCCAGGAGAGGAUCGUAGAGGAGCACUGUAGUGUGGAGCAGUCCCGCCGGGCACAGGCUGAGCCCAUCAGUCUGGACAGCUGUCUGAAGGCCUUCACCAGCGAGGAGGAACUGGGCGAAGACGAGCUCUACUACUGCUCCAAGUGCAAGACCCACCGGCUGGCCACCAAGAAGCUGGACCUCUGGAGGCUGCCCCCCAUACUGAUUGUCCACCUAAAGCGCUUCCAGUUUGUGAACGGUCGCUGGAUCAAGUCCCAGAAGAUUGUCAAGUUUCCGCGGGAGAAUUUUGACCCCAGCGCCUUCCUGGCUCCCAGAGACCUGGAGCAGCACUGCCUUCACUCCCGCAGCGAGAGUGAGGAUCUGCUGAGGAUCGGAGAAGACAACCUGUCCUCCAUCUCUGCCCCCGCUGGCUUCUGCAACCUCCCCAAAGCUUCUCCCGCCUCAAGCAGGAAGUCGGCACCUUCUCUGAGCCGGACCAGCAGCCCUUCUGGCAGCCCCAAGACCAGCAGUGGAGGCCGCAGGCCAGGUCGGCUACGCCUCCCCCAGCUGGGCAGCAGACACCGCCUCUCCAACAGCAAGGAGAACUUAGAGGGAGUUGCUAACGCUGAGGCUGAGCCACGGGACGGCACAGCACAGGCAGACACUGAGGGUAGCGCGGCAGCGGGCCUCUCUGGGUCAGGAGAGGCGCUUGAAUCAUUGUGCAGUUCCGAGGCGUGCAGCAGCCACUGUGACGUGGUCCUGAUGAACGGUGACAGCAACGGGCUGAGCUCAGACUGCAGCACAGAGAGCAGCAUGGACCCUGACAACUCACUGCUGCAGCACAGAGACAACAUGUGUCUGGACGCCAUCUACAACCUCUAUGCAAUAUCAUGCCAUUCAGGAAUCAUGGGAGGAGGCCACUAUGUGACAUAUGCCAAAAACCCCAAUGAGAAAUGGUACUGUUACAAUGACAGCAGCUGUAAGGAAGUGCACUCUGAGGAGAUCGACACCGACUCGGCCUACAUCCUCUUCUAUGAGCAGCAGGGAGUUGACUACUCUCAGUUCCUGCCAAAGAUCGAUGGCAAAAAGAUGGCCGACACCAGUAGCAUGGAUGAAGACUUUGAGUCCGACUACAAGAAAUACUGUGUCCUCCAGUGACCUGCACCUCGUCUUCCAUCAGCCAGCACUACACCCGCUCUCCUGCUCCCAAAGCACCAGACGCUCUGAUCAUUCUGAAGAAUUAUCACAAACUGCUAACGACUAGAGUCCAGACUGUGCUCUCUUGUCUUUAGGGAUGCGUCGCAGCACUUUCUACACUUUAAACAUUUAAAACAUUUAAACAUGGAUUUAGUGCAAAUGUUUGCCAAGACAACAAUGAAGCCCCAGUGAAAGCACUAAACUGGUGCACUUUGCUGAGCCCAACAAAACAAACCCCACUCCACCCCCUCCUGUGAACAACCCCCCUCCCCCGCCAUCACAUACAUGUAACAUAUACUUGCAUACUCACGCAUCUCUGAAUGUAUGCCAGUAUGGCCAAGUCAUGAAGUGAUGUUGCUUUGUUAUUAUGCAUUUAUCACUUGUGAUGUCAGAAUGAAACUUUUACACCUGGAGUUAAUGUGAGAUCUGAGCCUGAAGAAGGAAAAACACACAAAACAAAUUCGACCACAGACUUAAUUCCAGGUGUAAAUAUGAGGCCAGUGAUUCGAUACAGAUUGAGUUUUAAAUGCAAGUGUAAACACGGCCCAUGAGUUAAAGAACCUGUGCGUUGGUGUCACAUCUGAUGCCACAGGUCAACAUAAUGUUGAAACGUGGUAUCUAGUCUGUCGGAUACUGUGACAAGCUUUUUAGAAAUGGUUCUCCAAAGGUUUUAUUAGCGAUAGUGUCACUAGGGAAAAACAUAAAUCAUACGCUACCUCAUCGAUUCCUGCAAUCUGUCGGCCAAAAGUACCCUAAAAAUCUGUGACAGUAUUAAUAAUAAUAAUUAAAUGCUUCCUUCCAGUGUAGGAGACAUGGUACACACAUUUCAGGAAAGCCCCCCAAAAAAUCUCUCUAAUCUCUCGAGGACGCUCAAAGGUCCUGAUGUCCACAUGAAAUUAGGCAUUUUUUUUUGCCAAAACUGUGCUCCAUCCCUCAGCUGCCAAAUAUCAGAGAGAUUUGUGCAAUGUUGACCUGUGUGUACCCGCAACUAAACACAAGCUUUGAGUAUGAAUCUUGAUUUCAAAAGAGAGAUGCUUAAAGAAUAAUAUACAGUAUAUGUUUAAUACUUUUUUUUUUUUUUGAUUCUGCAAAUGCAUUGUUUUAUAAAAGGUUUGUUUUAUUGUCAGGAUUUUUUUUUUUUUUUUCAUAAGGCAGACCUCCAGAUCUUUAGUCAUAUUGUAAGGAAAUGAAGCCGCUUCAGGUCUUCAUGAGUGAAUAUUUAACUUAAAGCCCAGAAGCAUCGAGCUUAUCUUCACAGCGAUGUUGCAACACGCACCUUUUACCUGCUGCAGUUCUCUUCAGCUGUUGAACUGAUGUUCAUAUCCUCCCCAACAAGAAAGCAGAAAAUGUUUCGGGGGAACUCUUAAAUGUAGUCAAAAAAAGAAGAUUUUUACCUGUCAUUUUAACAUGUCAUUUAGAUGCCACUCGUAAAACAUCUCCACAUUGCCAUAAAUAGAUGUGCACCUCAAGGUGUCUCCAUAGAAACAUGACUUUAAGAAUGACGUCCUGCUGAAUAUCUGUGGAAACUUUGGUAACACUUAAUUUUACGGGUCUCACGGCGGGGUCACCAACUGCCCUGGAGCCCCUCGCUUUCAGGGGGCUGAUGUUCACUGUAUGGUUCUUUGUCAUUUGAAUAAUACAAAUAAAAAUGGUACAAAUCUGUACCAUUCAUAAAAUGAAAUAAUGAGACCCUAAAAGAAUAUUUUUAACACUAGCCUCUCUGAUUAAACGAUCUGGUUCAGGGUGUGGUCAAAAGUGUGCUCUGUUGCACCUGUAACCUCACCCAUCAGUGAUGUCACAGUGUGUUGACACCAGUGGAGCUCAUCUAAAAUAAGAUUUUCAGUUGUUAAGUUGCUCUUUAAGUCAGCUCCUGUAUUUUUUUACCAAAACCUGAGGCCAUGACAUGUUGAGGAAGCAUGUGUCAAAAUCUAGUUUUAAUAUCUUUAAUAUGUCACUUGAUAGUUUGGUUAUUUGAUGCAUAUUCUUAAGUAAAUUAUUCAUCAAUUGAAGACAAAUGAGAAUAUAAUGAAGCUGCCAUGUGUUGCUUGCCUUGAGCACUGUACUUAAAUAGUACUUUAAGGCAAGAAGGUACACAAACAAUGCACAAAGAUUGGAAAGAAGUGGGGGGGGGGGGGCGGUAAGGGCCCACAGCUCAUUGUUGCCACGGGGAACUCUUAUUGGAAUACUGAAAACUGAAAAUCCAGCUCUGAUGGUUCCCAUAGUUUCCUAUAAUUGGUAAAAAGUAACAAAUAUGUAACCAUAGAUAGUCCCUGGAAAGGAGUAUGCAGGUUGGUACUAAUUAUAGGGAAAAUGGAGAUGGUGUUAAAAUUGCACACCUGCAAUUUAUGGAAUUUGGCUAAAAGGCAAAUAUUUGAAAAUAAUUGGAAAGUAUAGCAAAUUAAUAAUGAAUGAACAUCUACUUUGGUUUAAAUAGAGCAGUUCUUUUGGAAACAACUGUUUAUAACCUGAACUUAACUCUGUCUCAAAACUUUGUCUGUUUUACCUUGAAUUAGUGCCUCUUUCCAGGGAACUUCUUUGAAAGUUGUUGUGAAUUCAGGGACCCUUAAAGUAAAGUGUUUCCGAAGCUGCAGUCCCCAUGAACAGACCCGCUGACCCGAUAUCAGAUGGUUGAAGUUUACUCUUUAUGUUUUUGAAAGUAACCAAAGCCUGUGGAAUCCUGUUGAGAGCUUCAGUAUGUGUCUGGACUGUUUUUCAGAUCUGUAAAAGCUUCACUUCACUGGAUCCGACGUUAAGAUCACGGAAAAUCAAAAUUCCACAUUGCUCGUUCCUCCUUUUUUAUCUGAAGGUUUGGCUACUUGACGUGGCUGUUGCGGUUAGUUUGAAACGUGUGGAGUCGAGCGGCAGAGCUUCGUGUCUGGUGUGUAGCAGCGUGUGUGGAGCUCAGUCUAAUCACUGUGAACACACAGCAGACUUUGUCUUCUACAGGAGAUGAAUCUCUGUGUUCACCCCUUUCUUUUAGCUGCUGUAUUUAUGAGGAGAAGGCAGUCUUUGUGGAUGUAUUUGGAGAAAUAUCUGUCACUGAAAGAAACUUUAUUUUCCUUUGCAAAGAGUACGUUUGUUGAACAAAUGGAAAUGUACAGUUGAGUGCUAUUUAUGUUUGCCUGCUCCACUCUUCUUUUUUUCUCCCUCCACCCUCCUGCCUUUCCACAGAGCUGUAGACGAUGUCCGGUUUGUCUCCGUGCUUGAAAUGUCAUCAUAUGGCUCAAAGGGAAAAUUUUACUAAGGAUUUGUCUCUUUAGAACCCAGUUUGUAAUGUUUAAAGGUGCAAUAGCUGUCAACCUUUUUUUUUUUUGGCUGUGAAUGUGCCCUCUAACAACUACUUGUGUGGUGCUAAGCUUACUGCACCUGUAGCUUAAACUGUAUUAGAAAAAAAUACAAAUUAAUGUUGGGGUUAAUUUCAGCACAAUAUUCUUAAACCAGGCACAACAAUUUUUCUGCCCAUCUGAAAUUGGGCAAACACUGAUCCUGUGAACCACAGGGCGUAAACCCUGCCCCUCCCUCAAAACCCCGACCCUGACCACACACCCCCAAAAAAAGACUAGUCCGAGUGUCGCAGGCGGUGCAAUCUACUACUGAGCUGUCUGUCAGUGUCUGUAGCCUCUUUUUAUUUAAGUUCAUUUCUGUCAGAUCUGAACCAGAUUAAUUUAAAGAACUUUUUUUUUUUGUAAAGGUGUUUGUUGAAAGAAAGUGACAUUGCACUGACAUGAAAACAUGUACAUAAAAAAAUGUUUUGUAAAUAAGCCAAUGAAAACUAUGUAUUUGAAUAUGAACUGUACAAAAUACUGUACUUGUAGUUGUAUAUGGAGUGAUACCUGUUGAUCUGUAACAAAUACCCAAGCAACAAAUUAAAUUCUGCAGAGGAAAAAAAGA